Molecule: messenger RNA, 3129 nt
Organism: Symbiodinium sp. CCMP2456
Lineage: Eukaryota; Dinophyceae; Suessiales; Symbiodiniaceae
Source: the annotation of a GenBank genome assembly
GUACGCUACUAUCACUUUGACUUCUUGGCUGCUUUCCGCUGCAUUGCAUGCAAAGACGUUCAACUGGAGAUGGAGGCUGCGAUGCGGACAUUCCAAGAAGGCUGUGCCGACAGCUUCUUGGUCCGAGCGCCGCAGGAUGCCACCAUAACUGGCUCCAGAUACUGGUGCCACAAAGGGCCUGACAAAGAAUAUGGGCCCCGGGCUGCAUUCCUUGAAGCCUGUAACCGUGCUCAGGCCGUGGCGGUGGGGAGGACUCGUGUCUUUCUGAAGCAGUCGGCUGCCGGGCGCUUGCGGGUGGCCCAGGCACUCGCUCGGGCGGCGGCCUGCACCCGGCUGCAGGCGCGGUACCGCGGAAACUCCGCCCGACAGCAGGCCGCCGUCCGGCGCAGGGCGGUGAAGGCACUCCAAGCGGCCUACCGGGGCUUUCGACUUCGGCGCCGUCUCAAGGAGGAGAGGAGAGCUCGAGCUGCUUCUUUGAUCGUGGCGGGCUUGUCGACUCUUGUGGCACGGCGCCGACUGGGCUGCGUGAGAUAUGUCUGUACCGCACUACAAAGUUUGGUGCGAAUGCGGGCCUGCAGGAACGAAUUUGCGAGGUUGCGGCAGGCGACAUGCAGGAUUCAGGCCUGGUGGCGCUCUUGGCUGAGGCGCCGGAGGAUGAGGGAGCUCCCGAAGCAUCUGCGGAACAUCCAGCGAUGCUGGCGUGGGGCAGUUGGCCGCCGGCAGGCGGCCGACUUUCGGCUUGGGUUGUUCCGCUUGAAACGCGCCUUGCGUCGGCUGCUUCGCCUCCGCUGGGCGGCUCUGAAACAUCGCAAGUGGCGGCAGGGCGUCAUGGCGAAUUACCGAGGAGCUUCGGCACAAGCGCAGCCUCUGGCAAAGGCAGAGUUGCUGCAGAAGCUCCUUCAGCUGGAGGCGGAGCACGCCUUGCUUGAGCGCCAAGCUGCGAUCCUCCGACAAGACCAUUCCGACUUGAAAACAAGCCUUGUUGAGGCGAAGUCCAGAGCUGAGGCGGAACCUCCGCCAGAGGUUCGAAAGCUGCUCGCAAUUCAGUUUUGCAAGUCUCGUCCGAAGAAUGUGAGAAGCGUUCAUACCCUGCCAACCAUGGCCCAGCACGGCGGCAAAGCUGCGGGAAUGCCCGGCAAGUUUGCUCUGACCAUGCGUAAACGGCUGGUUCUUCGAGCUGUGACAGCAUACGAGUACAAGUGGAGGAAGAAGCCGGAGAAAGCGAAAGAAGGUCAGAAAGAGGGUCGGCCCCUGAAUAUCAAGUCACGACAUGAGCAGGGCCAAGAUGAUGCUGACAAGCUUCCGGCUGCAAGCUGGGAGAAGGUUGGUUCUCUGUGUGCCAGCGUGCAAGAGGCACUGGACAGGUUCUAUUCGCCCAGCGGUGUGUUACCAGAUCACGAAGUCAGGAGGAUGCGGAUCUGUUUCCAGAGGUUCUCUUCCGAGGACAACGACCUUUACCGUGGACAAGUGCACGAGGUGCUGACCCACCUUUGCUUUGUUCCUGUCUCCGAGGAUAAGGCCACAGCCAUUGCCAAGGAUACCAAUGAGUUCUCGACGUUGGACUUCCAAGAUUUCAUUGACUUCCUGGAGCGCUACAUGCAGUACGAGCGGGAGGUUGUGCGUGUGAAGUUGGAGGAGUGGACAGCGCGGGAGAAGGACGAGGAUGAUUCCGAUCCUGAUCCCGUUGCAGAAGUACGCGGCUUCCUGAAGUCCUUGGGCAUCGUUUGUCUGAAGGAUGCGGCCGAAGAGAUCAUUACACUGGGCGGCAUGAAUGGUCGCAGCUGCGCCCGCCCAGAGGAGCUCUUGCGGUGCCUCGCAGCAUAUCGAGCCCGCGAAGGCUUCACGAAAGCCGAGAUCGAUCGGAUCCAGGAGGUUUUCGUCAGCUUGGAGGCGGAGCCACAGCCGAAGACUGCGGCUGACAUGCGGUCGGAAAGGCACAUCAAAGCCGGCCAACUUUGCAUAGGUCUUCUAAAGAUCGCUGGGCUGUAUUGUGCUGAACAUCUCAGGGAGCUCCUGGACAGGAUGGAAGAAACCAUUGAGGGCGAAAAGAUCACGCCCUUUUGCUUCUACGAGUUCCUUGUAUGCGCCCGUCGCCUUCGAGAUGCGAUGCUGAUGGCGGCUUCUGAGGAGUUCGACAACGUGGACGCCGACGAGGAUGGCAUCGUCGAAGCGGAGGAGCUCCGCGAGUUCUGCAAGCCUCUGGGCUUCGCUUUGUCGGGGGAGGAGUGGGACGAGCUGGUCGAGGAGCAGAGUUUGGGGGAUGAGGACGUGGAGUUCCAGGAUGCCUGGAACUUCCUCCAGGCGGUGCAGGCAAGGAACGGCUUCACCCUGGACGAGCAGCAGGAGCUCUCGGAAGCCUUUGACCGCUUCUCCGACAAGUCAGGUGAACUUGAGAACCUCAAGGUCAAGGAUCUGCUUACUUACCUUGGCUUCGAGACAGGUGUAGAUGAUGUCCAAGACAUGGUCUGUCGAGUGGACUUCAAUGGCAGCAAGACUAUGGACCGACAUGAGUUCUUGCGGCUGAUGCGACUCCAGAGGGAAAUCACAUUGGCAUCCUACACAGCCACCUACGCGCGAAACCGUCUCUUUGCCCGGGGCGGGGCGCCACCAGAGGAAGUCGAGCGCGUUCUGGUUGCAACCAAGCUGCAUCCCAAUGUGCACAUUCUGGACCAAGCUCUGAGCCUGGUUGAAGAAUCUGGAGAAUAUGACCGCGAGUCCACUCAGUCGCUGCAGUUUGAAGGCUUCUUGAAAGUGGCCGACUAUUGUCGCAAGACGAUACCAAUCUACAACAGGAGGCAUGCCAACUUCCAGCUUGACCAGAUCGAGGAUCUUCGCAAGUCUUUCGAAUCGCAAGAUGUGGAGAAGAAGGGUCAUAUAUCCAUUGGAUCUUUCUUGUCGCUCUUGGCCGACACGAGCUUAGCUGUGAACACCGUGGCUGGUCGAGCCCGGAUGUAUGAGCAGUUGGAGAGAUCUCGUGAGGCCGCCUUAGAUGCCGGCGUCAGCAAGGAGGAGGUCGGCAACCCCAACACCCCGCGGGUGCGCUUCCUCCCUAUGGUCCAUUUCGUCCGCGAGACCGUGAAAAUUCAUGACGAUGCGGUGCCUGUCUUAUCGAAGCUUGCGUUUGUGUAG